Molecule: messenger RNA, 684 nt
Organism: Symbiodinium natans
Lineage: Eukaryota; Dinophyceae; Suessiales; Symbiodiniaceae
Source: the annotation of a GenBank genome assembly
AUGUUUUGCGUGCAGCUUCAGCUGCUACGCUGUGUUGCGAUGCUCGCAACCUUUGGCCUGCUCGUCCUGGUCACCUUCCUUUGCAUGAUGUACUGUGCGUUUGCGGAUCCUGGCCAGAUGAUGGAGGAGCCGGCGGAUCUCGAGGAGGGCGCGCUUCCUCGACGUGCUCACAAGUCAUGGCUCUACCCACGCCCAAUCCUGCGUCACGACCACUAUUGCAAGUGGGUCCACAAUGUGAUUGGCCUGCGGAACCAUCGAGCAUUCUUUGUCAUGGUUCUCGGCUUGGCCUUGAUGGGCGCGGUGGGUGCCUCGGUGGACGCCUACCUCUUGGCCUCGCAGCUUGCCAAAGAGGGCUUCAUCUUCCAGCCCGUGCAGCUCCUGUUUCUGCUGCACCUGGGCUACAGCCUUGCGCUGCUACGCCUGGACCUGCCCAUACUACAGAUCCACGUGGGCCUCAUUUCAAGGAACGAGUUGAACUCAGAGUGGAAGGAGGACUUUUUCUGGAAUGCCCCCGGACCAGGCCGCGUCUCGGCGCGGGAGCUGGACGUUGACGAGUACAAUGCUUUGCUCGAUGCGGAUGCGUUUGUGUACGACGCCAGCAGGAAUCCCUUUGACAAGGGCGUUGUUACCAACUGCGCGAACUUCUGGCUCAAGUCGCGGUCCGAUAGCUUGGGCGACUGGUAG